This is a messenger RNA of Topomyia yanbarensis, 951 nucleotides long. RefSeq lists its product as uncharacterized. The coding region runs from base 1 to 951 and encodes 316 amino acids. The transcript has a single exon. Gene Ontology annotation, molecular function: nucleic acid binding. The record is from RefSeq and is a predicted model, not a curated record. Gene Ontology annotation, biological process: DNA integration. Lineage: Eukaryota; Metazoa; Arthropoda; Insecta; Diptera; Culicidae.
AUGAAGGUGGUGCGGAAUUGUGUCUGGUGCAAAGUGUUCAAGUGUAAACCAGUUGUACCAAGGAUGGCACCACUACCAGUGCAGCGAGUUACACCAUUCCUUCGUCCUUUCACAUACACGGAAGUUGACUUUUUUGGCCCGAUUAAUGUAGGUGUCGGUCGGCGAAGCGAAAAGCGCAUGUGGGUGGCAUUGUUCACGUGCUUACCGAGAGCGGUUCAUUUGGAGGUUGCUAGAAGCCUGUCUACAACGUCCUGCUUGAUGGCAGUCCGACGAUUCGUAUGUCGAAGAGGGUGUCCUAUAGAAUUUUACUCGGACAAUGGUAUCAACUUCAUAGGAGCCAGCAAAACAAUUUUGAGGGAUAUAAGUGAAGAAUGUAGCAAAAAAUUUACGAAUGCGAAAACGAGGUGGAGUUUCAAUCCCCCGUCGGCCCCACACAUGGGAGGAUUGUGGGAAAGGCUAGUUCGGUCGGUGAAAGAGUCGUUGAAGGAGUUGGAAGACGGGAGAUCACUUUCCAAUGAAGUGCUAGAGACAGCGUUGGCAGAAGCAGAAGGAAUGAUAAAUUCAAGACCGUUGACGUUUGUGUCGAAGGAAAAUGCGGAUCCUGAAGCGCUAACUCCAAACCACUUUCUUCUCGGAUAUCCCUCAUGUGACAGAGAAAUGAGGCUAUUACCUGGAAGUGAAGUGAAGGCAUUGCGAAAUCAUUAUGAGCGCUCGCAAGUGCUUGCCGACAAGCUGUGGAAACGGUGGGUAAGAGAGUAUCUACCGACACUUAACUUGAGGUCAAAAUGGCAAGACGAGCAACGUUUGGUGCAAGUGAGCGCUUUAGUUUAUAUGGCGGAUGAGGAGAACAGAAAGAGCUGGAUUAGAAGUGUAGUGGACGAAGUGAUAAGAGGUGCAGAUGGAAGAAUCAGACAGGUGGUAUUUCGAGCUGGUGGAAAGCUUUACCGGUGA